UAUUGAAGUACAUGUUUGAACCUCAUUAUCACGAAUUUGACAUGAUUUCAGCGAUAAAAUCAAAAGGAGCUUCUAGGAGGAGCCGAGGAGGAGAAAAAUUAUAAAUAAGCAAAAUUUGAAUUGAACAACUUCUAUUAUUUGCAGCAAAAUUUCAUGAAUAAUUAACAGUGCCUGCUGCGAAAUGAUUAAAUACCUACAUGUACAUUUAUUUAUGUUUCGUUUGGUUCAAAUGUUAAGCCAAGUCUUUGUCUUUGUUUUAAUUACAUUAUGAUUUUGAUUUUCUAUUACAUAAUAAGUAUAUUUUUUUAAAAUUUAUUUUGUAAUACAACGCCUAGAACUGGAACAUUGGCAGCACUGUUAUGAGGGGUGCUUCUGCUUCUGCAUGAGCAUGAUUGUCGAUUGUGUCUGUCUUUGUCUGUCAUUCACAUUCAGUCAGUGUCACAGUGUGAUGUGAGAUGAGUCAGACGAGUCGUCCCUCGGCAGUCGGCUACAUAAUUCGUUUCGUUUGUUCUUGAAGUGCUAACAGGAACGUGUUCCUUCGCUGAUUUCAUUUUAUUUUGCGUUCAUUUUUUAAUUAAUUAAUCGAAUUUGCUGUUGAAAUAGUAAAAUUUGUCCUUUGAGGAUCUAUUCUGUAUGUUCGUGCUCGAUUAAUACUUACCUUCGAAGAUGAUUAGCGUUUCAUGAUUGUUGCCGAAGCUCCGGUCGUCCGGUCAGAUAUCGUUGAACUAUAGCCGCAUCAUGUUGAAAAUUUACUGUUUCAUUCCUCUUGUCUGAAGCUGAACCGCGUACCGCGUGGCCGACGUUUUUUGUUCGAGUAUAUUGCGUUCUUUGAAAUAUUCAAAUUUGAAGCUACGACUAGGUGUAUCUAGGUACGUAAUUUCGCGAGAAAAAUUUCAAUCAGCCGAUGAAGAACUGAACAUCGAUCGAUCAACAUGGCUAGUGUGAUUCAAGAGGAAUAUCCAUUCAGAUUUAUCAACUCGCCUUCGUCUCUGCAAUCGCUCGCUGCGACGGGUUUGUCGUUAGAUUAUUGGCGUCAUCAGUACUUCAGCCAUCCUCCCAAACAAGAUGAUCCUAUUACCUCGUUUCUGGAAAAGAAAAACACCAGCUGCGACGAAAUCUUCACCGUGCCAUCUUGUAUUAAGAAUUUGAUCGAUGACAGGAUUAAAUCGGUCGGACCUGAGUUGAAGAAAUGGAUCAAAUAUCUUUCGAUAGAGGAAUUAUUAUUCGAAGGAACUAUCGAAAACGCUUUGCCCAGGUUUCUCAACUGCACCGUUAUGAAACCCAGUGGUACCGUCAGUUUCACAGCAACUGCAACGAAUGUGCUGAAAUCGGACAAGUUCAGCGACGUGGAAAAAUACCUGAUAGCUACGACGUUCUGUUUGGAAGAAGAGGUCAAACGAAUUUGGCCUUUGGUAUCAGAUGCUCCUCGAGUUAAGGUCGGUACCACCAUGAAAUCGCACAUGAUGUUUUAUUUUAAUCGGCGUAUGAUGUCGAGAAAAGCUCCCAUAUCCAUUGUCAACCAAUUUAAGGAAUCGUACACGAAAAAGAAUUGGGCAGCUUGCGAGUAUUUUUUCGAUCAGCUGUCAGAUAAAGAGAAAAUAACAAGGAUCAAGAUUAUCGUAAAUGGUAAAGAUGCAGAAGCCAUUAUGUGCUUAUUGCCGAAAUUAACGAGAGAUAUGGCUGAGACGGUAUUCAAAGCAACGAACUCUCGUUUGUUGCAUGUUUUGGCAACAGAAACGAAGUAUUCGGGAUAUGUGUGUGAAUCGUUCGCCGUAUUUAAAAAUUUCAUCUUCGAAACACCGUCCAUGUUUUCCAAUAUGAUUAGUAAACUGUGGGCAGUAGUGUUCAUUUCUAAGGAUUUGGAUUUCGAUCGACGUCAUCGAGUGAACGCUUUCCUUUUUGAAUUAUGGACCAGUGCACCGAGAGAAUUGAAAUUGUACGUUGUGACAACCCGUUUCAAUGAGUUUUUCUGCCGAUUGAAGCUAGGUCCAGAUUCGUUUUCACAAUGUUACGGCCACGACAUGGCAUUCAUGCUGGAACUGUUCAAUAUUGCUAGUUUCGAAAGGAGAAACGAAAUAUGGAAGAGGAAUUGGCGUAAAAUAGCUUUUCACGCUACACCAAAAUUUUUCAAACAAUUCAUGAGGCUAGCUCUGCAAAACGAUGAAGACAUCAAUGUGUACAAAGAACGUUUGUUCAAGCACACAGACCUGUUCAAAUCAUUAAUCGAGGCAGGAUUUUUUUCUGAUUUGACAGAUUAUCUGAAUGUCUGCUCGAAUGAUCCGACACUUAUUCGGAACUGUAGCCAACGAUUACUCAAGUCAAAUGCCGACGUCAUGUUUUACUACGAUAAAGAUAGAUGUGCACGAUGCGAUGUGUUCCUCGGUGCUUUGUUUUCGAACGUAAAAAACGAUGUGGAUCAGUUUAAAUUUCGGAUGAUUUGCUGCCGGACACAGAUUAAAAAACUGCAUUCUGAGUUUAAUCGAGAUGACAGUUUGAAUAUUCAGCAGGCGGUCGAUUUUUUCAUUUCGAGUCCGGAACAAUUGAAAGAAUUAAAACGCAAGUUCCUGUCGCAUCUUCGCAGUUCUGUUGUACCUAGCCCAUUCUAUCGGGACGAGUUUUCACCGUGGUCGCAGUUGGUUGAAUGGUGCAUCGAUAAUGCGAAACAAUUGUCAGAGUUCAAAAGGACUUUUAACAUCGACGAAAUUUUCUUAAAAUGUAUCGAGGGUCGUGGUAGAUGGGGGAAAAUACAAUAUUUUAACGAAUUCUCCAAAUGGUUCUUUGAAACCGAUGAAGCUAGAAUCGCGUUCAGAACGAAUAAAAUACAUAACUACCAUAAAAUCGACGAGUUGAAUAAAAUUUUGAGGUCUGCUGAGUCAUCAGUUGAUGAAUUUUUGUCAGGUAUUUUCGAUGGUGAUAUGUCUGAGGUGCGGAAAUUUCAGCAGUUUUUCAAGAGAAAUGAGCACGCGUUAUCUUCUACUCGUAAUGAGGAAUUCUCUGAUGCUGAAUUGUCUUCUGAUUCUGAACUAUCUGGAAUUAGAUCGUUUGACACCAGCUUGUCCAGUGCUGAAUCAGAAUGUUCUGAUACGGAAUCGCCUAGCCCAGAAUCGCACAAUAGGUGCCGAAUCUCGCUGUAAAUAAAUUUAAGUUGAAUAUCCAAGUGCGUCGCGUCUACAUUACUCGAUAAAAAUCGUUUAAUAACAUUGUACCCUUCUCCUUAUUUUCAAAACUGAAAUCGUCUGCGGCGAUUGAAAUCUAUCCGAGCAAUAUACUUGCUCCUUGAAGUUUUCUGUUUGCAUAUUUCAAGCUCAGAUUACUCGUCAUUCAACGCUGGAACAAUUUCACGAGAUUGAUAAAAAUUUUUCAGGAAAAAAAUUAUGUCGACUUUUUUUUUAAAAUUGUGGGGUUUCUGUUUCGUUAUUUGAUGUUGAAAAAAUGUUAUUUUUUAGUAUAGGUAGGUACCUAUUUCUAAAGAUUCAUCUCUAGUGUUUUAUUUUGUAAUGUUCGUCGCUUAUUUGUAUUUUUAUUGUCGUACCUAGUACCUACCUAUCUAUGUUCCAUUAUUAAUUUUAAUCAAUUUUAUUUGAUUUUUUAAGGUAUGAUAACGUUUAUUACUUUUUUAUGAACUACCAUAAUUUUUCAUCAUAAAUUAUUUUUUUUAUUUUUUCAAUGUGAGUUUUGGAUUUAAAAAAAAAAAAACUUGGUAGUUGCGGU
Messenger RNA from Planococcus citri (citrus mealybug), 3711 nucleotides. RefSeq lists its product as uncharacterized. The record is from RefSeq and is a predicted model, not a curated record. The transcript is spliced from 3 exons. NCBI's taxonomy places the organism in Eukaryota, Metazoa, Arthropoda, Insecta, Hemiptera, Pseudococcidae. The coding region runs from base 933 to 3134 and encodes 733 amino acids.